UCAUCUCUUCUUCGGCUUAUUUCAAGUAGCAUUAGAUAUUUUUCUUGUGAGUACUGGAAAGGCAGUUUCUUCUUUUGUUCAAUGGCAUUUCCUCUGCAGCUUGUGGUGGGAAUUAUUGGAAAUAUAACUUCACUGGCACUUUACCUGUCACCUAUGACAACAUUCUGGGGCAUAUUCAAGCUUAAGUCCACCCAAGCGUAUUCAGGACUUCCAUAUGUCUGUACCUUGUUCAACUGUUGUCUUUGGCUACUAUACGGAUCCCCAUUUGUUAAACCCCACAGCACAUUGCUGCUCACGAUCAAUGGUGCAGGAUUUGUUCUUGAAAUAUUUUAUCUGGUGUCCUUUCUGACAUUUGCCACUAAGCAGCAGAAGGUGAAAACAGUGCGGUUAGCCAUAGCAAUGAUGGUUGCUUUUGUCACGGUAGUUGCAGUUACGAUUUAUGCGCUGCACACUUACAGUGCCAGACAGUUGGUGGCUGGCACUUUAGGCGUGAUCCUUUCCAUUGUUAUGUAUGCCUCCCCAUUAUCCGUUGUGGGAGAUGUUAUCAGGACCAAAAGUGUGAAGUACAUGCCAUUUUUAGUCUCCCUAUUCAGCACUCUAAAUGCACUUGUCUGGUCUGCAUACUCUCUAAUGGCCAGGGAUAUCUUUAUAGCUGUGCCCAAUGGAAUUGGUUUCCUUUUAGGAAUAACUCAGCUCGUUGUUUACUUCAUUUACAGAACCUCAGAGCCUAUUUUGCCUAUAUCUAGUGAAUUUCCUGAAACCAAAAAGACAGAUGAUGCAUUUGAUCUGCCUAUCCAUAUAUUGGAGGUGGACGCCUCAAAUGUUAUCAAAGUGGCUGAAGUGAAUCUUGUUAUAACUGAUCAAGUUUGAUUUCGUUCUCAAUGAUCAAUAAUCAGCAAGUUCUGUACAGGGUACAGCAUCCUCAGGCAGUCAGACUCUGUUCAAUUGCACGAAAAUGGGCAUUAGCAGAUAAAAGUGGAGGAAGAUGGCUAUCUAAUAAUUAAUCCACUAUGCGAGAGGCAAAAUGUAGAUAGAGUUGACCACUUGUGGAGCUUUAUUGUAAACUUUUAAAUUCCUGUUUCUUAGUAAUGAAAUAUUUCCUUGGGAAUGCAAUUCACUAAA
Messenger RNA from Cryptomeria japonica (Japanese cedar), 1122 nucleotides. RefSeq names its product bidirectional sugar transporter SWEET5. Gene Ontology annotation, molecular function: sugar transmembrane transporter activity. Gene Ontology annotation, cellular component: membrane. NCBI's taxonomy places the organism in Eukaryota, Viridiplantae, Streptophyta, Pinopsida, Cupressales, Cupressaceae. The coding region runs from base 82 to 870 and encodes 262 amino acids. The transcript has 6 exons. The record is from RefSeq and is a predicted model, not a curated record. Gene Ontology annotation, biological process: carbohydrate transport.